Messenger RNA from Arvicanthis niloticus (Nile rat), 1107 nucleotides. It is a transcript of the gene Olr1, whose product is annotated as oxidized low density lipoprotein receptor 1. Gene Ontology annotation, cellular component: plasma membrane; signaling receptor complex. The record is from RefSeq and is a predicted model, not a curated record. Gene Ontology annotation, biological process: leukocyte cell-cell adhesion; lipoprotein metabolic process. NCBI's taxonomy places the organism in Eukaryota, Metazoa, Chordata, Mammalia, Rodentia, Muridae. Gene Ontology annotation, molecular function: low-density lipoprotein particle receptor activity.
AUGAAUUUGGAAAUGACUUUUGAUGACAAGAUGAAGCCUGUGAAUGACCAGCCUGAUCAGAAGUCAUAUGGCAAGAAACCUAAAGGUCUGCAUUUGCCUUCCUCCCCAUGGUGGUGCCCUGCUGCUAUGACUCUGGCCAUCCUUUGCCUGGUGUUAUCAGUGACCCUUAUUGUACAAUGGACACAAUUACUCCAGGCAUCUGACCUCCUAAAGCAAUACCAAGCAAACCUUACUCAGCAGGAUCAUAUCCUUGAAGGGCAGAUGUUAGCCCAGAAGAAGGCAGAAAAUGCUUUACAGGAAUCAAAGAGGGAACUGAAGGAAAAGAUAGACACCCUCACCUGGAAGCUGAACGAGAAAUCCAAAGAGCAGGAGGAGCUUCUGCAGAAGAAUCUGAACCUCCAAGAAGCCCUGCAGAGAGCUGUGAACUCUUCAGAGGAGUCCCAGAGGGAACUGAAGGGAAAGAUAGACACCCUCACCUGGAAGCUGAAUGAGAAAUCCAAAGAGCAGGAGGAGCUUCUGCAGAAGAAUCUGAACCUCCAAGAAGCCCUGCAGAGAGCUGUGAACUCUUCAGAGAAGUCCCAGAGAGAACUGAAGGGAAAGAUAGACACCCUCACCUGGAAGCUGAAUGAGAAAUCCAAAGAGCAGGAGGAGCUUCUGCAGAAGAAUCUUAACCUCCAAGAUGCCCUGCAGAGAGCUGUGAACUCUUCAGGUCCUUGUCCACAAGACUGGCUCUGGCAUAAAGAAAACUGUUACCUCUUCCAUGGUCCCUUGAGCUGGGAAAAAAGCAGGGAGAACUGUCUAUCUUUGGAUGCCCAGUUACUACAAAUCAAUAGUGCAGAUGAUCUGACCUUCAUCUUACAAGCAACUUCCCAUUCCACCUCCCCAUUCUGGAUGGGAUUGCAUCGAAAGAAGCCCAACCACCCAUGGCUAUGGGAGAACGGCUCUCCUUUGAAUUUUCAAUUCUUUAGGAUCAGGGGCAUUUCUUUACAAAUGCAGUCAUCAGGCAGCUGCGCAUACCUUCAACAGGGAGCUGUGUUUGCUGAAAACUGCAUUUUAAAUGCAUUCAGCAUAUGUCAGAAGAAGGCAAAUCUAUUGCGAAUUCAAUGA